AUGUCUUCACCUCCACAAAGUACUAAUCAAAAUAACUCCAAUCCACCUCAAGAUUCACUUGAAAGGGAAUCUGGGUCCAUCUCACAAAGUCAACAACCACCAAUUGUUUCAUCACCAUUAUUUUUCAAUUCUUCAAAUCCAGGUUCAGAUAUUGGUAAUUUUAAUUCUCAAAGCCAAAGUCAAAGUCAGAUAAGAAAUGAUAUAUCAUCUCCCUUACAUUAUACUUCCUCAGCACAACCAACUUCUGAUAUUGGUGGGUUUGAUUCUCAAAGAUCUGCUAGAGUACAAGAUGUCGGUAGAAUAAUGAGAAGAGCUCAAAGAAGUGAUAUCACCGAUUCUGUAUCUUCACCUCAACGUAAUAGAAGAUAUUUCACUCAAGGUAGAGGUAAUGGCCCCUCGAAUUUAAACUCCGGUACUUCAGCACAAUUUAGUACUGAUCCAGCAGAACCUAAUGAUGAACCCGUGAGAGUUAUUUGGGGUACAAAUGUAUCUAUUCAAGAAUGUUCUAAUAUCUUUAGAGAUUUUUUAUUGUCUUUCAAAUAUAAGUACAGAAGAGAGUUGGAACAGCAAGCUGUUGAACCAGAAGACCAUGAAUUAUACUAUGUUAAUCAAUUGAAUAACAUUAUCGAAUUAGGAUUAACUAAUCUUAAUUUAGAUGCCAAAAACUUAUUGAGUUAUCCAUCGACGAGAAAAUUGUACUAUCAAUUGAUUAAUUAUCCUCAAGAAAUUAUUCCUAUUAUGGAUCAUACCAUAAAAGAUUGUUUAAUUCAAAUUAUCAACGAUGCUAAUGCCACUACUAGUCCGGCACAAUCCAAACUUGAUGAAAUUGAAACUAAUGUUUAUACUAUACGUCCAUACAAUGUCAAUUUGGUUGAAAAAGGCAUUCGUGAGUUGAAUCCUAAUGACAUUGAUAAAUUGGUAAGUGUUAAAGGAUUGACAUUACGUUCUACCUCGAUUAUUCCUGAUAUGAAAGUGGCAUUUUUCAGAUGUAAUGCCUGUGGUCAUACUGUUGGGGUAGAAAUUGAUCGUGGUGUAAUCUCUGAACCAACUAAAUGUCCUAGAGAAGUCUGUGGUCAAACCAAUUCAAUGGUUCUUAUCCAUAAUCGUUCUUCAUUUUCUGAUAAACAAGUGAUAAAAUUACAAGAAACUCCUGAUUUGGUUCCAGAUGGUCAAACCCCUCAUUCCAUCAACUUGUGUGUUUAUGAUGAAUUGGUUGAUUCUUGUCGUGCUGGUGAUCGUGUUGAAGUAUGUGGUAUUUUCAGGUCAACUCCAGUUCGAGCAAAUCCAAGACAAAGAGCAUUGAAAAGUUUAUAUAAAACAUAUUUGGAUAUUGUUCAUGUGAAAAAAAUUGAUAAAAGGCGAUUAGGUGGUGAUGUUACCACCUUAGAACAUGAAUUGGCUGAAAAGGAUCAAGAAGUUGAACAAGUUAGGAAAAUCACUGCUGAAGAAGAAGCUAGAAUCAAAGAAAUUGCUGAACGUGAUGACUUGUAUGAAAUAUUAGCUAGAUCGUUAGCUCCUUCUAUCUAUGAGAUGGAUGAUGUUAAAAAGGGGAUCUUGUUACAAUUGUUUGGUGGCACUAAUAAAACGUUUAAAAAAGGUGGUCGUUAUAGAGGUGAUAUAAAUAUCUUGUUGUGUGGUGAUCCAUCUACUUCUAAAUCACAAAUCUUACAAUAUGUCCAUAAGAUUGCUCCAAGAGGGGUUUAUACUUCUGGUAAAGGUUCUUCGGCAGUUGGUUUGACAGCUUAUAUAACUAGAGAUAUUGAUACAAAGCAAUUGGUAUUAGAAAGUGGAGCUCUUGUAUUAUCUGAUGGAGGUGUUUGUUGUAUUGAUGAAUUUGACAAGAUGAGUGAUACCACCAGAUCAGUUUUACAUGAAGUCAUGGAACAACAAACCAUUUCUAUUGCUAAAGCGGGUAUUAUUACCACCUUAAAUGCUAGAACAUCUAUUUUAGCUUCCGCAAAUCCAAUUAAUUCUCGUUAUGAUCCAAAUUUACCUGUGACUGGAAACAUUGAUUUGCCACCACCAUUGUUAUCACGUUUUGAUUUGGUUUAUUUGAUUUUGGAUAAAGUUGAUGAAUCCAUCGAUAGACAAUUGGCUAGACAUUUGACAGAUAUGUAUUUAGAAGAUGCUCCAGAAACUGUUAAUGCGAAUGCAGUGUUGCCUGUGGAAUUAUUGACACUUUAUAUCCAAUAUGCUAAAGAGAAUUUCAAUCCCGUGAUGACAGAAGAAGGUAAAAACGAAUUGGUUAGAGCAUAUGUUGAAAUGAGAAAAUUAGGAGAAGACGCCAGAUCAUCAGAGAAGAGAAUCACAGCUACUACAAGACAAUUGGAAUCAAUGAUUAGAUUGUCUGAAGCCCAUGCUAAAAUGAGAUUAUCUGAAAGAGUUGAAUUGAUUGAUGUUAAAGAAGCAGUAAGAUUAAUCAAAUCGGCAAUUAAAGAUUACGCUACUGAUCCAGUUACUGGUAGAAUUGAUAUGGAUAUGAUUCAAACUGGUACUACAGCACAACAAAGAAGAGUACAAGAAGAUUUGGUCACUGAAAUUAUGAAAAUCAUUGAAGAAAAUAACAAUUUGAUUAGAUUUAAUGAUCUUAGUGUUAAAUUGAAUGAACGUAGUUCAUUUAGAGUAGAAAACAUGGUGAUUAAUGAAGGGUUGAGACGAUUACAACAAGAAGGUAAAAUCAUGGAAACUGGUGAUAGUCAUAGAAGAACUAUCAGAAAGAUUGCUAUUGUAUAA
This is a messenger RNA of Candida dubliniensis CD36, 2733 nucleotides long. RefSeq names its product MCM DNA helicase complex subunit (gene CDC54). Gene Ontology annotation, biological process: DNA replication; mitotic DNA replication initiation; DNA strand elongation involved in DNA replication. Gene Ontology annotation, cellular component: MCM complex; nucleus. Gene Ontology annotation, molecular function: single-stranded DNA binding; ATP binding; single-stranded DNA helicase activity. Lineage: Eukaryota; Fungi; Ascomycota; Pichiomycetes; Serinales; Debaryomycetaceae. The transcript has a single exon. Bases 1 to 2733 code for a protein of 910 amino acids. The record is from RefSeq and is a predicted model, not a curated record.